AUGGACGCCGUACUUCGCCAAUCGAAGUCCAUGUGCCCAUUCUUGAAGAAGACCUCUCCGGCCAUGCUUCGCUCCCUCUCGACCUCGACCCGCCAGGCCUCGCCCGGCGGUGGCAGCAUGUCCAAUCUGCAGACCAUUGCCCGUCGCUGCCCCAUCAUGGGAAAGGCCCUCGCUGUGCAGACCGCAAAGUCCGGCAAGGUGGGGCUCGGUGGGGUCGCUGCUCUGGGAGCCGUCAGGGCUUUCUCUGGAAAAGCAGGCACUGGGAAAGCAAGACUCCAUACCAGCCACCACCGCGAGGCCAGAGCUGUCGAGGAUACGCUCUUUGGCCGCGAGAAUGUCCCGUAUCCGCAGCAUGUCAAACCCGUCCGCCCCGUCCAGCACAAAGCCGCCAAGUUCGACUACGAGGGCUUCUACAAUGCCGAGCUCGACAAGAAGCACAAGGACAAGUCCUACCGCUACUUCAACAACAUUAACCGCCUCGCCAAAGAGUUUCCCCGCGCUCACAUGUCCAACAAGAACGAGCGAGUCACCGUCUGGUGCUCCAACGAUUACCUCGGCAUGGGCAAGAGCCCGCAAGUCUUGAAGACCAUGCACGAAACCCUCGACGAAUACGGAGCUGGUGCAGGCGGGACCAGGAAUAUCUCUGGCCACAACCAGCACGCUGUGGGCUUGGAGGCCACAAUUGCAAAGUUGCACGCCAAGGACGCAGCAUUGGUGUUUACUUCUUGCUACGUAGCCAACGAUGCUACGCUCGCAACACUGGGCAGCAAACUUCCAAACUGCGUGAUCCUGUCUGAUAGCCUGAACCACGCCUCCAUGAUCCAAGGAAUCCGCCACUCAGGCGCCAAAAAACUAGUCUUCAAGCACAACGACCUGGCGGAUCUCGAAGCGAAACUCGCUUCUCUUCCCCCGGACGUUCCCAAAAUCAUAGCCUUCGAAUCCGUCUACAGUAUGUGCGGCAGCAUCGGCCCCAUUGAAGGAAUCUGCGACCUGGCCGAGAAAUACGGCGCGCUGACCUUCCUCGACGAAGUGCAUGCGGUAGGCAUGUACGGACCACACGGCGCAGGUGUUGCCGAACAUCUCGACUACAACGCUCACCUUGCUGGCCGUCCCCGCGGCACGAUUAUGGACCGUAUAGACAUCAUCACUGGUACUCUUGGAAAAGCCUACGGUUGUGUAGGCGGGUAUAUCGCCGGCUCAGAGAAAAUGGUUGACACAAUUCGCUCCCUGGCUCCGGGAUUCAUCUUCACGACCUCCCUCCCCCCUGCAACCAUGGCUGGCGCGAAGACUGCUAUUGAGUAUCAGAUGGAAUACCAAGGUGAUCGCCGCCUUCAGCAACUGCACACGCGAGCAGUCAAGGACUCUCUCACCGCGAGAGAUAUCCCCGUGAUCCCCAACCCGAGCCACAUCAUCCCCGUGCUUGUCGGGAACGCGGAGAUGGCAAAGAAAGCCUCCGAUAUGUUGCUUGAUAAACAUGGGAUUUACGUCCAAUCCAUCAACUAUCCCACCGUCCCGGUCGGCCAGGAGAGGUUGAGAAUAACCCCUACUCCAGGCCACGUCCGUGAAUUUCGCGAACACCUCAUUGAAUCUCUUGACUCCGUGUGGAACGAGCUGGGCAUUAAACGCACCAGCGAGUGGGCUAAAGAAGGCGGCUUCAUCGGCGUAGGCGAAGAAACCGCCGAAGUUGUGGAGCCGCUGUGGACUGACUCACAACUCGGUGUCUCCGAGGUGGUGAAGGAGAUGAAGGAAGCGGGGCCGGUGGGCGUGAUGGAGGCGCUUCUCGAGCGAGAGGCGAAGGAGACUGCGGGGGCGGUUUCUGCUGCUGCGUAA
Messenger RNA from Hyaloscypha bicolor E, 1830 nucleotides. RefSeq names its product mitochondrial putative 5-aminolevulinate synthase. Lineage: Eukaryota; Fungi; Ascomycota; Leotiomycetes; Helotiales; Hyaloscyphaceae. Gene Ontology annotation, molecular function: 5-aminolevulinate synthase activity; pyridoxal phosphate binding. Bases 1 to 1830 code for a protein of 609 amino acids. The transcript has 2 exons. The record is from RefSeq and is a predicted model, not a curated record. Gene Ontology annotation, cellular component: mitochondrion. Gene Ontology annotation, biological process: heme biosynthetic process.